AUAAAUAUUCAGAAAUGGAAUCUUCUCCAUUCCCAAAUACUUUGUCAAGUUCCUCUCAAGAAAGAAUAAAGAUGACCGAAGCACAUUUGGAGACUAAAGAAGUUAAUCUUGAAGUACAUGCUUUGGAAGCAAAAACAGCCUCUACCAAUGGAUUUUACACCCUCGACGAUUCAAAUUGUUACUUGAACAUCAACACAAGUAAAUACAUCCACCUAAAGAUCUUAAAGAAUGCUCAACUCAAAUUUCCUCCCUGAGAUACUAUGGAAAUAACUUUUGGAAGGAAAUCUUCAAGCGAUAUAAUCAGAACAAUGCAUAAAAUAUUUCCAAAAAAUACAGAAACCUUCUCCUUUUGGUCUCAUUCUAAUAAUAAAAAGGCCAAAAAAGCUUCAAAUAUUGGUAUCUUUCUCAAAGAAAUAACCAAAAUUUCUUAUAAAAUUACCAAUAACAUCCACCUUUUUAAUUUCCAAAUCAACCAAAAACAUCUAAGGAAAAUUUUCUACUGAUCUAAAUAACAAAGAAGGGCUGGAUUUGGAAAAAUGUAAACUAUUGGCAAUAAUGAAUCUGUAACUGUUUUAUCGAAGAGAAAGCAGACUCCACAGCUGAUUUAGCUUUUAGGGUCUUUACAAUGAUAAUUGAUGAUAGAACUUGAUACUGUUCCGGAUCUCUCGAGGGCUCUAGAAGGAUGUACUCUUCAAAAGCUCAGCAUAACUUUCUCAUGGGGUUCUCAUCAGAGAAAAUGUUCUACCAAAUUCCAGUGUUUUGACAACCUCAUUAAUGGACUGUCUCAAGCCGAAGGAAUCCAAGAGUAUUUGGAGAUAGCUACAUUUCGCAAUUAUAAUUUUAAGACUAAUAAAAUUGCAUUAUGCUUAGCUAAAUAUGGAUUAACACGUGUAGACUGGUGAGACGGCUUAAUGUAAGUCAUUAAACCGAAUUAGAAUCACCAUCUGACAAAAAGAGACACUUCUUGAAUGCUUAACCUACCCUGAAGAAGAAUCUAAGAGAUUCACCAAGAUUCCAACUUUUCAAAUUUAAUUUGU
Messenger RNA from Moneuplotes crassus, 1037 nucleotides. The record is from the annotation of a GenBank genome assembly. NCBI's taxonomy places the organism in Eukaryota, Ciliophora, Spirotrichea, Euplotida, Euplotidae.